Messenger RNA from Ogataea philodendri, 5409 nucleotides. RefSeq lists its product as uncharacterized. The transcript has a single exon. The record is from RefSeq and is a predicted model, not a curated record. Gene Ontology annotation, molecular function: zinc ion binding; ubiquitin protein ligase activity. The coding region runs from base 1 to 5409 and encodes 1802 amino acids. Lineage: Eukaryota; Fungi; Ascomycota; Pichiomycetes; Pichiales; Pichiaceae. Gene Ontology annotation, biological process: protein ubiquitination; ubiquitin-dependent protein catabolic process via the N-end rule pathway. Gene Ontology annotation, cellular component: cytoplasm; ubiquitin ligase complex.
AUGUCGAUCUCUUCCAAGUUGAACAAUAUUUUGGUUCAACUUCCGCGCUUAUUUGACUACUCAUUGACGCCGGAUUUGGAGACGAGCCUGAUAAGAGUGCUAUAUUAUGCGUUGUCGGGAGACUCCAAGUACUAUGAGCUCCUGUUCCCGGACUUAAUGAUCAACGAGGAGUUCCCCUCCAAUUGGGAGUCCACUAUUGUCCAUGACUAUCACGGGUUGAUCACCAAGGGUCGUUUUUACGAUCGUCAGAAACAGAGCACUAGUAAAGCUCAUCAUGGCAGGAUCUGCGCACAGAAGAUCGAAAAGGAUCAAGUGGUGUACAACUGCUACGAUUGUGGUAUAGAUGAAACAUGUUGUCUGUGUGACGACUGUUUCAACAAAGAGCAGCACUCUGAUCACGACGUGGGGACCCAUAUCUCCAAUGGAGAUGCUAUUUGUGAUUGCGGAGACCACGAGUCUUGGAAGUGUGAUCUCAAGUGCGUCGCUAAUAGUAUGGUGGAGUCCGAGCCCGAUGAUUUGCCGACGGAGCUUGUCGAGAUCAUCAAUGAGGUCAUUCGUACUGUCUUUGACUACUUUCUGGACGUUCAAGCUUUGAAUACACAUACUGUCCCGGGAACCCAGAGAUACCUAUAUGCCGAGAAGAAUCCUGACUUAUUUAAGCUUUACUCGGAAACUGCGCAACUUUCCAAAGACAAAUACGGCUCAGAAGAUACAAACUCAGAUGUGUACUGUCUGAUUGUAUGGAACGACGAGUUCCACGACUGGACAAUCUCCAAACAGAGCAUCGCCAUGGCAUUGCCAACUACUGCAUCGGAUCACAAGAAGAACCAACAGCUUACACAGGAAAUAGAUAGAGAGGGCAAAAGCAUCAUAUCCACCAGCAAGAACAUAGACGUCCUCAUGAAACAGUAUUACAAAGUUCAGACACACGGAUUGACUGCCACCAUCGUGUCAGCGAGAGAUGCAACCAGAGACUUCCUUUGCGAGAAUAUCAUUAAUUGGCUGGUCAAGAUGACAUCGCACCCGAAUUCCAAAAUUUCCGAGUGUGUGAAGAUAUCUAUUGCCAAUGCGAUGUUUGAACAAUACAAUACCGUGCAUGAAGAGGAGAAGACUGUUGGCAAGUAUUUCUCUUUCUCAAAUCCCGACAAUGUUGGCAACUUGCUCCCUAAUUUCAAGAUCCCACAACUACCAGGAAGCGUUUUGAAGAAAGACGUGAACAUAUCCAUGUUGAAACACAUCGGACUUGCAUUGGCCAGUGAGCAUUUAGAGCCUGAGGAGUAUGCUGAGGCCACCACUACGAGAAUUCAGAUGUUCUUCUUUAUGGAAAUGCGGUUAUGGAAAAAGCUCAGAAAGACGCUUCGGAGCUUGCUUUUGCCGACGUUGACCACGUCCUAUCAGUACAGAGAGAUCCUAGCUGACCAGAUAGUCGAAAUUCUUCCCCUGUUGGAAUUGAUUCAAGCCAAGCAUGACCGCGAAUGGAAUCUCUCGCUGAUGGACCACUUCCGUCUUCAGAUAUAUCUUGAUCCUAAAAUCGGCACUCAUCUGCUUACAACAGGCAAACUGUGCUCGGUUUUCCAAAGCACGAUACAGAUAUUCAAGGAAAACGUUCUUCCUGGAACCGACAAGUACUCUCCAGAACAGAAUGUGACUGAUUGGAAGGUGCAGCGACUGUUGAAUGCGGAGUCAGCCUGUCUCAGAGGACUUGAAACGUUGACUAAUUACAUCAAGCCUGGGUACGAGGAUAUUUUGGGAAACAGACUUCUUUGUUACUUGAUUCUGACACUGCGGAUGUUUGAUCAAUCGUGGUCUCUCAAACGAAAAAGAGACGUUCAUGUGGAGAUAGAAAGCCAAGAGAGCAAACUAUACUUUAUCAGAGCUCACCAGGCGUACAACUUGACAAAGAAUGUUGGUAAGAUAAUUGCCGGUCUAGAUACCAAGAGCUCUGUUGUUGAGGAAGCUAUUGCAAUCAUUGGUAUGUAUCUGACGAAUUCGUCGGCGAUCUACGAUAAUGAUCUGGAUAUCAUCAAGUACGAAGUGUCCAAGGAAAAGACUUCGUUUAUCAACCCUGUCCAUUCUCUUCUGGCUGAAGUUUGUCGGAACUACAAAUUCUUUGAUUUGACAAUGUUGGAGCGCAACAAGUCAGGCUUACCAAGUGGUGACACCUGGGAUCCUGAAACCACCCAAGACGAGAUCAAUCUUUUCGCCAUCGCCGAUCAGUCUUUACGCAGCCAAGUGCUUUCUGCUCAAAUCCUGUCGGGUUUCUGGGUUAGAAAUGGUCAGGAAGCAAUGUUCCAAGAGCUUUCUUACCGUUUCAUCUUCAACCCUGAAGGAGACCUUUAUUUGAACCAAUUGAGUGUUUUGUUUGAACCUUCAAUCAAGAGGUCACUUUUGAAUAUCUUUGACAGGUAUGAGCUUCUUAAAUGCAUCAAUGGCAAUCAGCAGUUUGACAAGACGAUAUACGAAGAGCGAGGCACGUCGAUUAUUGGUGAAAUGGUCCAUUUCUUUUACAGACUUCUCACGUAUCGCGUUUUCUUUGACAAGACCAUCUCUGCUAGUGAAAUUGACUACCUGAAAACUAAGUACGCAAUUUGCUACAAACUGAGUCUGGGGCCUGUUCAAUAUACUGAUUUGAAGAGAGCUGUGGAUAGCUCGGCUGAUUUUGACCGCUUGUUAAAAGAAGUUAGCGUGUUCAAUCCGCCAACAGGUAUUAACGACUAUGGACACUAUUCUUUGAAACCGGAGCUGUAUUCCGAGUUGGACCACUUGAGCUAUUUCAACAAGAGUAAUUCGCAAGAUGAUCUUGAGAUGGCUUUGUUCAACAAUAUUGCUGCCAACAAAAAGAAGAAGGUGGAAGAGGUUGUGAUUCAUCCACAGAUUUAUCCAUUGAAGGGAGACGAUUUACAGAAGUUUGCCAAAAUAGGCGCCGCCUUUAGAAGCCCGCUAUUUGUCAAGUUCAUCUACAAAGCGCUAUCGUUUGCAAUUUCUUCGGAGAAUGACAAUUUUGUUCCUCACUUGCUACAUUUAGUGCAUGCUAUCAUUGUUGACGAUGGUCUUUAUAAUUCCGAGAAUGAUCAGAGUCUUCAAGCGUUUAUUGAUAUCCCAGUCAGCAACUUAUUGUUGACUUUGAUUGAGAAGGAGGACGUUUCCAAGUUUGUCGCUAAGAAGGCUUCCUACAUUUUGGAUCUUCUCUUGACCAAAGACGAAAGUGUCCUGCAGUCUCUAAUUGACUGUUUCGGCCAAGCUCACAUUGAUGAAUUCAAGAAAACCGCUCGUGGAAAGGUUCUGGAGACCAAGAAGGAGAGAGCAAAGAGGUUGGCCUUGAAGAGACAACAAAAGAUCAUGAAGAAGCUGACAAAACAGCAGGCUGCGUUUGUGGAGAACAACAAGGUCUUCUUUGAUGAGCCCGCCCCAGUUGAGAAACCCGAGGCCGAUAAGUUGGAAACAGAGCUGCGGACCUGCAUUUAUUGUCGGAACCCUGAAAACUACAAGGAGUUGUUUGGUAUGCCAACACUGAUAUCUCAUUCGUCUGUGUUCUGGAACGUUCCAAUUGUUGACAUGGAUGCUCCUUCCUUGAUGAUUCCCGGUUUCCCCACGAACAAUGCCAACUCUAGAAAACGUAAGUGGCAGGACCUGGUGGAGAAUAUCUCUUGUUUUGGAACAAAGUGCACACGGUCCAAGUACGUCAUCACCGGAUGUCUCCAUGGAAUGCAUUACAGCUGUUUCCACGACUACUUGAAAGAGAACCAUGCCGACGUUUCUCAGUACACCUGUCCAUUAUGCCAAUCUUACUGCAAUUCGUUCAUUCCAACGUCUCGGUUCCCUGACUUUGAGCUGGAGAUUGCGUCUGAGCUCAAGUCCAAGACCUGGCAGAAUAUUUACAACGAGAACCAGGGCGACAAUUGUUCAGAGCUGAGUGGCUACGUGUUUGACAAGAAGAUGUUCCGUGUGUUGUCGCACUCGGAACUGCCCGAAUAUAGAACGAUCAUGAGGCAGUUGAGAACCUUGAUGAAGGAGAAUAGAAUCAUGCGCAAAGUGGUCAAAUCGUCUUCCCAGCAACUGUCGUUGAAGUUUUCGCUGCCAAUCUUGUUGGGAAACACCUUGGAGAUGUAUGAAAUAUCUUCCAGGACGAAACUCAAGCCGGAUGAGGAAGACCUGAGUUCCAAAGACAUGACAUUGUUGCGCUCUUUGGUUCAGUUCCGUGUUCUGCUCAAUUACCUGCCUCCAGAUCCUCCUAACGACUAUAGCAGAUUUGCCGAGUACAAGUCUCUGGUCAGAUCAGACAACUUUGGCUCUACAACAGAGAUGUUGCUUUUGUACAUGGAAGGUAACGAGUCGUUUGAUAUUCUGAUGAGACUAGAGCUAACCAAGUGGAUGGUGAAGGCUUUGUUUUCACUGAUUUCCAGAUACAGUCUGAACCCGGGCAACUUGAACGUCGACAGUGUCUUGAAGCCUGUUGAGCCACUGGAAGGCCCACUCAAGGAGACUUUUGUGCUAUUAACAAAGAAGUGUGCCGCGAACCUGUUUCGCAAGUUCAUUAGCGAGAUCGGGCCUGCCUACUACAACGACGAGCUAAUCACAAAGCUCAACACAAUCAUGGUGAACAUCUUUGACUGCUACUAUCGGCAGCUGAUGCUUGUGAAACAGACGUUCAAUCUAGGCGGUGGGGAGUUCCCAACGUACCAAGAGCUGUUGGGCAACUUGCAGGACACAAAGAGUCUAGAGUACUCUGUUUCGAUCCAAGUUGCCACAUCGAUGUCGAACUACCUGAGCUCGACGAACUCUCUGGUGCUGGACUUCCCUGGUAAGGUCCAUCUGUGCGAGCUGCCAGAAAAGCUGACGGAUUUCCUCAAGUACGACUCAAUUGGCAAAGAGAAGGCCGCCGACCGCAAGUACCUGUGCCUGUUUUGCGGGUCUUUGGUGAAGAAGCUGCAACACUUGUCGAACUGCAAGCUGAACGACUCGAGCUACUCGUUGUUUUUCUCGCCGUUCAACAACAAGCUGGAGUUUGAGCUGACGGCCACGAAGAACAACAUCUUCUUUGACAUUCAGAUACCGAACGGGGCGUCGGUGAGCGUUGGGUCGCCGUACUUCAACCGGCACGGCGAGCCGGCGGGUGGGCUGCUGGGCGCGGGCGAGAGCGGGACGCUGCACCUGCCACGGUACAACUACAUCAACAAGAUCUGGCUGAACCAGUACCUGAUAUCCACUAUUUACAGAGACCUGCAUGCGUCGAUUCUGAGUCGGCGACGCGUGCAACCGUUCCAGUUUGGCAUCCCAACACAGAACCAGACGCGACUGUCGGAGGACGAGGAAAUGAGCGAGGACGACGACGACGACGCAGAGGCGAUGGAUCCGGAAGAGUACCUCACGAAUUUGCUGAUGCGGCAGGGAUACUACGAGUUUCUGUAG